GUGCUUAAAACUGGGACUGUCUCUGCCGGAUCUUAUCUCUCUCUCUCUCUCUCUGCGCUUUUCUUUUAUUUUAUUUCUACUCAAUAAUACGGUAGUCUCGGAGCUUCGUUCAUUAUCCUUGUUUUCCGCCUCUCUCUGUCUCUCUCUCUCGCUAUUUUUCUUUUAUGGCCUGUAAGCAAUCUAGGGUUUGAAGUUGCCCACUAAAACUUGGACUCUGAGAAUUUGGAAUAAUAAGUCACAAUGUAUGCAAGGAGAAUAAAGUGUAGAAAUCAGGCUUGGGGAGGUUUCUAUCUAUCAAAGUAUUUGACAAGGCCAGAUUGCUUCUAUCAUGGUUCUCCUCGAUCUUUGACUCAUAAAGUAGUUGCAGGAAAUAAACCCUUACAUGGUAGUUUGAUCAGAAGGCAUUUAUUUUAUUCAUUUUCGUCAAGGGGUGUUGCUACUGCAUGUACCUAUUUGGAUGUGAAACCUAGCACAUGUUUGAAGACUAGUCAGUUACGAUUUUAUAGUUCAGAGGGUGGCGACGGAAGAAAUGCAAGUGACGAUAAGCAUGUACCUCUUAAAGAUGGGGUUACUCUUGAUAAAGGAAAGAAUUGGCAUGAAAAGGGUAAGGAAGAUAUCAGGAUUGAUGCGCAUGCUCGACUCGGAGAACAGGAUCAGAAAGAAUGGCUUAUUAAUGAGAAGCUUUCCAUUGAGACAAGAAAGAAAGAGUCACCCUUUUUGACCAGACGUGAUAAGUUCAAAAAUGAGUUCUUACAAAAAGUUGUUCCAUGGGAGAAGAUUACUGUCUCAUGGGACACGUUUCCUUACUACAUUAAUGAACACUCCAAAAAUCUUUUGAUCGAAUGUGCCGCUUCCCACUUGAAACAUAAAAGGUUCGCUGCUACUUAUGGUGCUCGCUUGAAUUCUUCAAGUGGGCGGAUUCUUCUUCAGAGUGCUCCAGGAACUGAGCUUUACCGGGAGAGAUUAGUUAAAGCACUUGCACGAGAUCUACAAGUCCCUCUGCUGGUGCUUGACAGCAGCAUUCUUGCUCCUUAUGAUUUUAGUGAUGAUUGCCAAGAGGGUGAAUCAGAUGAUGAUAGAACAGAGUCUGGGGAGGAGACGGAGUCAGAAAUUGAUGAAGAAAAUGAUGCAAGUAAUGAAGAAGAAUGGACCAGCGGUAAUGAUGCAAGAUCGGAUUGUAGUGAUAAUGAUGAAGUUGAUGUGCAGGCAACUGCUGAAGCAGCCCUUAGGAAACUUGUUCCCUGCAACCUUGAAGAGUUUGAAAAGAGAGUCUCUGGAGAAUCCGAUAGUUCACCUGAGUCCUCAAAUGUCAAGGCUGCUGAAUCUACUGAUAAAUCCCCACGGCCGCUGAAGAAAGGUGAUCGGGUAAAAUAUAUUGGGUCUUCUGUGCAUAUUGAAGCAGAUAACAGGAUCAUAUUGGGGAAGAUAUCAACAUCUGAGGGUCCAACAAAUGCUUAUACCAUUAUUCGUGGCAGGGCUUUGUCAAAUGGCCAACGUGGGGUGGUAUAUGAAGUGAAUGGAGAUCGUGUUGCUGUUAUUUUGGAUAUUAAUGAUAAUAAAGAAAAUGAAGUGAAAAAGGGAGAGAAAGAAUCAGAGCAACCUGCACAACCACCAGUUUAUUGGAUACCUGUUAAGGACAUUGAGCUUGAUCAUGAUGCCCAGACUGAAGAUUGUUAUAUUGCAAUGGAAGCUUUGUGUGAGGUAUUACAUGCCUUGCAACCUCUUAUUGUAUAUUUUCCAGACUCUUCUCAAUGGUUGUCUAGGGCAGUUCCCAAGUCAAAUCGGAAGGAGUUUGUCUGUAAGGUGGAAGAAAUUUUUAACCAGUUGUCUGGUCCUGUUGUUCUGAUUUGUGGUCAAAACAAAGUUGAAUCUGGGUCGAAGGAGAAAGAGAAAUUUACAAUGAUACUUCCAAACUUUGGUCGUCUUGCCAAACUGUUUAACUUUGCGCAGCCUCUAUCUUUGAGGCGUCUUACUGAGGGUCUGAAGGCAACAAAGAGAUCAGAUGAUAACCAAAUAUAUAAGCUCUUUACUAAUGUUUUGAGUAUAUAUCCUCCUAAGGAAGAGGAUCUCCUUCAAACUUUCAAUAAGCAGGUUGAGGAAGACAGGAAAAUUAUCAUAUCAAGGAGCAAUCUAAAUGAAUUACAUAAGGUUCUUGAAGAACAUGAACUGUCAUGCAUGGACUUACUGCAUGUAGACACUGAUGGUGUGCUCUUAACAAAACAGAAAGCUGAGAAAGUUGUUGGCUGGGCUAAAAAUCAUUACUUGUCAACCUGCCUGCUUCCCUCUAUAAAAGGAGAUAGACUAUAUAUUCCUCGUGAAAGCCUUGAGAUUGCAAUUUUGAGGUUGAAGGAGCAAGAAGCUAUAUCUCGUAAGCCCUCACAGAAUUUGAAGAACCUUGCCAAGGACGAAUAUGAGACCAACUUUAUUUCAGCAGUCGUGCCUCCUGGUGAAAUUGGUGUCAAGUUUGAUGACAUAGGUGCUCUUGAGGAUGUGAAAAAUGCAUUAAAUGAACUUGUCAUUCUUCCAAUGAGGAGGCCCGAGCUUUUUUCUCGUGGAAAUUUGUUGCGGCCUUGCAAAGGAAUACUACUUUUUGGGCCUCCUGGAACUGGGAAGACCCUUCUUGCCAAGGCACUUGCUACAGAAGCUGGGGCAAACUUUAUCAGCAUAACUGGUUCAGCACUUACAUCGAAGUGGUUCGGCGAUGCUGAAAAGCUUACUAAAGCUCUCUUCUCCUUUGCCAGCAAGCUUGCUCCAGUCAUUAUAUUUGUUGAUGAGGUUGACAGUUUGCUUGGUGCUCGUGGUGGUUCUUUUGAGCAUGAAGCAACUAGAAGAAUGAGAAAUGAGUUUAUGGCAGCUUGGGAUGGAUUGAGGUCAAAAGAUAGCCAACGAAUCCUUAUCCUUGGUGCUACAAAUCGACCCUUUGACCUUGAUGAUGCUGUUAUUCGUCGCUUACCGAGAAGGAUAUAUGUAGACUUACCAGAUGCCGAAAAUCGUAUGAAGAUUUUGAGAAUAUUUCUUGCACAAGAGAAUUUAGGGCCUGGUUUUGAGUUUGACAAACUUGCUCAUGCAACUGAGGGGUACUCUGGCAGUGACUUGAAGAACUUAUGUAUUGCUGCUGCUUAUAGACCUGUACAAGAACUUUUAGAGGAAGAAAGGAAGGGAAGCAAAAAUGAUGCGUCUCCAGGCUUGAGGCCACUCAAUCUGGAUGAUUUUAUUAAGUCAAAAUCCAAGGUUGGGCCGUCGGUUGCCUAUGAUGCCACAAGUAUGAAUGAAUUAAGGAAAUGGAAUGAACAAUACGGAGAAGGUGGAAGCAGGCAAAAAUCACCAUUCGGCUUUUGAAACUGAUCUUAACAUGUUAUAUAUUAAUUUAUUCUUCAGGGAAUAAAAAAAAAAAAAAAAGUUCCCAAGUUAGGGUUCUAUAAUAGAAUAUUGUAUAAGAGGGGGAAAAAAAAAAAAAAAACUCUAAUUUUCAUCCUUUUUGAUCGGAUGAGAAAGCCCUAGCAAUGUAAUCUAUGGUAUUCAUUUUUGUUUUGUUUUUCAUUUCCACCGUCGUUCUUGUAUAUUAGUAGUUUAGCAUUUAAAUGGUCUGUUUAAAUUUUGUUGUAGUAGUUAUUAAUCUUGAAAGGCCUCAAAGUUCCAUCAAUUAAUAGAAAAGAUAAAACUAUUUUUCUUU
Molecule: messenger RNA, 3673 nt
Organism: Ziziphus jujuba (common jujube)
Lineage: Eukaryota; Viridiplantae; Streptophyta; Magnoliopsida; Rosales; Rhamnaceae
Exons: 25
Coding region: 241-3339 (1032 amino acids)
Cellular component (GO): mitochondrial outer membrane
Molecular function (GO): ATP binding; ATP hydrolysis activity
Source: RefSeq, a predicted model, not a curated record